CUGCCAUUUGCUGGACAACCAGAUCAUUACUAGUGCUACGAACGAUUAGUUCACACAAAAGAAUACAUACAUAGUCUGAAUACGAGUAUUUACAUUUUAACAUACGUUCAGCAACACACAAUUAAAUGGCGAUUAGCUUGUCAUUUAUUUAUCUCCCGCUUCUAGUGGCAUUUCUUUUCGAUUCCGCAAGCUCAAUUAAUUGUGACAAAAAAAGAGAUAAUGUACAAUAUACCAUCAAACAACAUUUGUUCUGCAAUGGAUAUGAUCCAAAGAUACGACCAGCUAAAAGUGAAUUUGACUCAAUCAAUAUAACUACGUAUGCAGUUUUAUAUAGUUUCGAUAUUAGUGAAUACAGAAGCGUCAUGAGUCUUCAAGUGAAUUAUUACAUGCAUUGGCAAGAUUCCUCCUUAGCCUGGGACGCAUCGGACUGGUCCAACAUUACUACACUGAAUAUCAACAACGAUGAAAUUUGGUCCCCUCAGUUUGAAAAUAUUAAUUCAGAUUAUGAAGGACAACCAUCUGUAUCCUGUUUGAGCCCGGACUGUUUGCUACACGAAGAUGGAGGUAUUUCUUGUUCGCCAGUCUGCAGAAUCUCUGCAAAGUGCUCGUCCGACUACACACGCUGGCCGUUCAACACACUAGUUUGUCGAAUGUGGUUCACAAAUCGAGAUAAAGAACUCGUAGAUGAAGUUAACUUUUUACCUGUCAUUACAUAUUUGCCGUCAAAUCAUCAUUUACCUACAACUAAGUGGUGUGUUACCAGUGUUUCAUCCAAUAAAACACAGUUAAGCAUUCCAGGAGCUACCAGCCGCACAGUGGAGGAGUUGGAAUUCAACUUGGAACACAGUCCUCACCUCACAAUUGCAAUAAUCUAUCUUCCUGCUUUUGCUCUCAGCAUGUUGAAUAUGUUUGUCUGUCUGUUGGAUUCCCGCGUCAAAGAGAAGAUUGUCAUCCCCUUAAUUUGUAUGGUUUUUCAUUUCCAACUACUCCAACAAAUGAGAAACCCUACCCCUGAAAUUCCUGGAGUAGUAUUGUUUAUUAUUGCUUCGAUGAUACUGACGUUCCUGUUAUUUGUGAUAACGUUGAUUAACCGCUGGUUGCAUGAUCUGCAAUCAACUCCGCCAAACAUUGCCAUACGGUCGAUGAGAGCUAUCUUAUCCAGCCGUGUGAUGAAUUGGAUUCUUAAAGUAGACUAUCUAAGCGUCGGGCAAAAGGUAAUGAUUACAACUAUGUCUUUGAAAUCAAAUAAAACCGUGCAAUUCUUUCAGGCAUGUACAAUUAUUAACAACGAUGAAAGACUGACCCUGGACUGGGUAAUGUUUGUGAAACUAGUGGAUCGUUUUAUUUUAGCUGCUUAUGUUAUAAUUUAUCUACUACUUUUCUGGAUAUACAUUCCAUUACAACACACUCACAAUCGAUAUGAUGAGUCUGGUGGGAGAGUGUGCGCUAAUUAAAAUAUGUGUUCAAUGAAUAAAAAAUAAAAAUAAAGUAUUUAUGAAGCACAAAAUCUACAGUAUAGGCAGACGUAGGCGCGAGACCGUGAUCGGUUUCGGACACUCCUGAGGCAGGCCAAGACCGCAAAGCGGUUGUAGCGCCAGAUAAGUAAGUAAGUAAUUAAAGAAAACCAUUCUUUAGGGGGUUAAGAUACACUUAAUACAUUCGAGAUUUGCUAACCCAUGACUACAUAUCACGGGCUACACCAAGUGCUGAGAUGCAGAAGAUUUCGAGACCACACGAAAUGUGAGAUGUAUCGCAGAUUGUGAGAGUUCGCUUGUGACCAUCGUCGCAACCCAACCGUCUCCGAUGAAGGCGUU
This is a messenger RNA of Anopheles gambiae (African malaria mosquito), 1814 nucleotides long. RefSeq names its product neuronal acetylcholine receptor subunit alpha-4. Gene Ontology annotation, cellular component: neuron projection; synapse; membrane. The record is from RefSeq and is a predicted model, not a curated record. The transcript has 7 exons. Gene Ontology annotation, molecular function: transmembrane signaling receptor activity; extracellular ligand-gated monoatomic ion channel activity; neurotransmitter receptor activity. Gene Ontology annotation, biological process: monoatomic ion transmembrane transport; chemical synaptic transmission; signal transduction. NCBI's taxonomy places the organism in Eukaryota, Metazoa, Arthropoda, Insecta, Diptera, Culicidae. Bases 126 to 1454 code for a protein of 442 amino acids.